AUGACAUCAAAACCAAAGUUUGGACGAUAUCCAAUAAAAAUAUUUUCCUUUCACGAGAAGCAAGAAGAGAAGAAGAAAGAGAAAACUCUUCAAUGCUUCGACGAGAGCUCCCAUCGUGCUAUCAAUUUGAGUCAUAUUAAAAUUUAUGAUGACAUCCUUCAGAGUUACUUUAUUUAUUAUUUGACUGAUACCGAAUUUUUAAGGUUUUUUGUUAUCAACUUGAGUAAUAUAACAUUGAGACUCCAAAUAUUUUGUCAUAAAACCGUCGAAACACAAACUUUAUUGCCAUUCCAGCUUCUCAAUAAAAACGCUUACCAGCAAUCACUCAUGAUGAAUGAGAAAACUAAGUAUCCAAAGGAGAAAAUUUUUCUUGCACAGAUUAUCAUUCAACUCGACGAUUUAAAAACGACCACUUUUGACGACGAAGUAUUCCCAACUGCUCUGCGUUAG
Clunio marinus is the source of this 450-nucleotide messenger RNA. The record is from the annotation of a GenBank genome assembly. Lineage: Eukaryota; Metazoa; Arthropoda; Insecta; Diptera; Chironomidae.